Molecule: messenger RNA, 1852 nt
Organism: Panicum hallii
Lineage: Eukaryota; Viridiplantae; Streptophyta; Magnoliopsida; Poales; Poaceae
Product: calcium uptake protein, mitochondrial-like
Exons: 9
Coding region: 172-1581 (469 amino acids)
Biological process (GO): mitochondrial calcium ion homeostasis; calcium import into the mitochondrion
Cellular component (GO): uniplex complex
Molecular function (GO): calcium ion binding
Source: RefSeq, a predicted model, not a curated record
GCCCGCCUCGUUUUCUCCCCUUCCCCUCUGCUCCGCACCUACGCAUCGCCGCCUCCUCCCCUCUCUGUCUAGUCCUCCCAGAGUCUAGUCCUCGUCUUCCUCCCGCAACCACCUCGUCCCUAUCCGCAGCAACCGUUCGCCGCGGCGCGCGAGACCAGCUCGAUCCGACCGAUGGCGGCCAUGGCUUCCCUGCCCCGCGCGGCCCGCCUCCUCCGAUCCGCCGUCGGGCGGCUGAGGUCGCCCCCUCCGCCUCCGGCGCGGCCCUUCUCCAGCGCCGCGGGGACCGGGACCGGGACGGGGGCGGGGACCGGGCGCGAGGCUGCGAUCGUCGCCGCCGCCGUGGCGCUGGCCGGGUCCGGGCUCGGGCUGUGGCUGAAACCGCCCUCGCUCGCCGACUCCGGCGAGGCGGUCGGCGGCCAGAUCUUGGUCGCCGGCGCCACGGAGGCCCGGGAGGAGAAGGGUCGAUUCCUGUUCGCAGACUCAUUCCGCAGAAGGGUGUUCUUUAACUACGAGAAGAGGAUACGGCUUCUCAGCCCUCCUGAAAAGAUCUUCGAGUACUUUGCAUCUGUGAGGAACCCAGAAGGCGAAGUUUACAUGUUGCCCGCUGACUUGAUGAGGGCAGUAGUCCCUGUUUUCCCUCCAUCUGAGUCGACUGCAGUUCGCGAAGGGCGAUUAAGGGGGGAGCGGAGCCCUGGAGAGUUGCAUUGUGCUCCAUCGGAAUUCUUCAUGAUGUUCGACACAAAUAGCGAUGGCCUCAUCUCCUUUGCCGAGUACAUCUUUUUUGUGACAUUGCUCAGCAUUCCCGAGUCAAAUUUCAGUGCGGCUUUCAAAAUGUUCGACGUUGACCAUAGCGGGGUGAUCGACAGAGAGGAGUUUAAGAAAAUAAUGGCACUGAUGCGGUCUUUUAAUAGACAAGGAGCCACCCAUAAGGAUGGCUUACGUAUUGGACUUAAAGUUGGCCAGCCUGUGGAAAAUGGUGGAGUGGUUGAGUUCUUCUUUGGUAAUGAUGGCAAUGGACCUCUACACUAUGAUAAGUUUACAAAAUUUUUGAAGGAUUUGCAUGACGAGAUUAUUCUUCUGGAGUUCAGUCAUUAUGAUGUCAAGUCAUCUAAAACAAUACCAGCAAAGGAUUUUGCAUUUUCCAUGGUUGCUUCUGCUGACAUGAAUCACAUCAGCAUGCUGCUUGAUAGAGUUGAUGAUUUGGUCAAUAAGCCUGAUCUGAAGGACAUUCGCAUAUCCUUUGAGGAGUUUAAGGCAUUUGCUUAUUUGCGCCGAAGAUUGGAGCCACUGUCGAUGGCCAUCUUCGCAUAUGGGAAAGUGAACGGAUUGUUGACAAAGCAGGAUCUAAAACGUGCGGCGCAACAUGUUUGCGGGGUUGACUUAACUGAUAGAGUGCUGGACAUCAUUUUUCAUGUGUUCGACACAAAUCAGGAUGGGAACCUGAGCUCGGAAGAGUUCUUAAGAGCGUUACAAAGACGAGAAACUGAUAUUCGUCAACCAACAAUACCCGGCCCUUUGGGGUUCUUGUCUUGCUGGUUCAAUGGUAGGAAGUGUUCUUCACUUCGACAGAUGGUGUUCUGAUUGGUUCUCUCUAUGAUCCUCAAUAUAAAUGUCGUUCGACUUUUUAUUGUCAUCUCGAGGUGCAGAAGAUAACCACCAAGUAGUGCGCUGCUGCUGGACGUCGAAAAGAUUUUGCUGUAAAUAUCGUCCGUGUGGGCCCAGUAACUGUAAAUAGUGUCUUGUCUACGUUGUGUUAUUCUCAUCCCGUUUGUAAAUUAAACCCCAUAUGACCUUAAGAAGUCCUUGUCAAAUGUCUUCCAUUCACCUGUAUUUUUAGUCAGAAGGUUUUCUC